Messenger RNA from Rhinocladiella mackenziei CBS 650.93, 816 nucleotides. RefSeq lists its product as uncharacterized. Lineage: Eukaryota; Fungi; Ascomycota; Eurotiomycetes; Chaetothyriales; Herpotrichiellaceae. The coding region runs from base 1 to 816 and encodes 271 amino acids. The transcript is spliced from 2 exons. The record is from RefSeq and is a predicted model, not a curated record.
AUGUCAAAGCAAAUAUUUGAAAAGUUUGAUGGAGGCGAAGUCACCGACGAUAUGUUGGCGGAAGCGCGUCGCAGCUGUUCAAUGAAAACUACGGAAUCUGGGGCAAAGAUGCCGCGAAAUCAGGCGCAUUCGCGAAACCAGGUCAGCCGAGUUGGGUUGUUCUGCUCUCAUCUAUUGAUGGUAAUGAUAGGAAGUCGUGUGAGGCUCAGCAAAGACCGGCUUCGAGCACAGUAUCUACCCCACGGUGCCGCCUGCUCUUACGCUAGAGUUAGAAUUGAAGAUCGUCUUACCGGUAAUGUGUUUGCCUGCCGAUGGAACUAUAAUGGCAAAACCGUGUGUUGGGUCACUCAGUUGGUUGUCCAUCGCGAUUUUCGGGAGCGUGGAAUUGCAGUCAGUCUGUUGAUUCAAAUUAGGCAGGAUGAGGACGAAAUUUACGGCCUUAUGAGUUCCCACCCAGCUGCGUGUUUGGCAGCCGCAAAAGCGUUCGGAAAUGGUAUCGGCACUGUGCGCCUCGACUUCAUUCGCAAACAUGCCGGAGCUGUCAUGAACGCAUCUCCGAUCGGUUACGCCAAAGACGCCGAUCUACGUGGUAGUCUCUUUCAUACUAGGGAGACAAACGGAGUUGUUUCGUCAGUAUAUACCAACUUUUUUGUUGAUCACACCGAACCACUUGAGGCACUUGCAUGGGUGCGAGAUGGGCUGGAUUGGCCUCUUGGAGAAUUGCUUGACGGUCAUGAGUUCCUCUUCCUUCUUGAAGUCAGGCGCCGUGAUCGGUUGAGAUCUCGGUCGACUUCACGGCCUCAAACCGUCUCCUAG